This is a messenger RNA of Daphnia carinata, 1998 nucleotides long. Its product is annotated as RCC1 and BTB domain-containing protein 1-like. Lineage: Eukaryota; Metazoa; Arthropoda; Branchiopoda; Diplostraca; Daphniidae. Gene Ontology annotation, molecular function: protein binding. The record is from RefSeq and is a predicted model, not a curated record. The transcript has 12 exons. The coding region runs from base 157 to 1749 and encodes 530 amino acids.
GUCGUACAGUUUAUUUAGUCAUUCUGUGGCGAAUAUCUUUGCCUCCUCCUUAAUAGAUUUUGCCAGGGCUCGUUUUGUUCACUCUGUCGGAUUUCACAUUAUAUUGCCCACCUGUUCAUGCCGGUUGGACCUGACAACUGCAAAGCUCUUUGAAAAAUGGAUCUCACUAAAUGGACUGUGCUAAGUCUAAUAGACAGCAAAUUUCUCCGAAAUUUAAAACUGGCUGUCAUAUUUGGCAAUUUGGGCAGUGAGGUCAUCAUGGUCACAAAUGAAGAUGAUGUGUAUGCCAUGGGAUGCAAUUCGUCUGGAUGUCUGGGUCUUGGUGAUACUGCUAGUGCCUUGCAACCCAGAAAAAUUGAGAGUUUAAGUAAGAAAAAAAUCAAAGGAUUGGCAUAUGGAUCAGGUCUUCAUCUGUUGGCAUUCUCUGAUUCUGGGGAGCUUUACACUUGGGGUUAUAAUACCUACUCUCAGCUUGGAAAUGGAAAUACUAAUCACACUUUAACACCAUCACUAGUUGGUGGAGUUCUAGCAGGGAAAACUGUGAUUCAAGUUGGGUGUGGGAAUCAUCACUGCCUGGCAUUAACGAGCGAAGGUGAAGUUUACGCCUGGGGUCAGAAUAAUGGGGGUCAGUGUGGAUCAGGUACCACAACAGGACAAAGCGUCCCUCGCAGAGUAACCUCCGGAAUCGGAGGACAUAAAGUGGUGGCUAUAGCGUGUGGUCAACUUACAUCUAUGGCUCUACUGCAUGACGGAGAACUCUAUGGAUGGGGGUAUAAUGGGAAUGGUGAACUUGGAAUUGGAAAUAAUAACAAUCAGCAUAAUCCGGUUCGCGUGAGCAAUCUUCAUAAAGUCUUCGUUACUCAGGUUGUUUGCGGGUUUGCCCAUUGCCUUGCCUUGACCGAUCAAGGGGAACUGUACGCGUGGGGAGCCAAUUCGUAUGGCCAGCUUGGCACCGGGUACAAAACGCAUCAUCUUUCGCCUGUGAUAGUUGCCCCUGAGCUCGGAAAGGUAGUAGAAAUUGCAGCGUGCCAUCUCUCUCACAUUUCGGCUGCCAUGCUUCACGACGGCAAAAUCUACAUGUGGGGCCAUUGCCGGGGUCACAGCAUCUUUUCGCCAUCUCUAACGCCUUACACGCAUCUCGAUGAAGUCUUUGCAUGCUAUAGUACUCCAGCAGUAACCUGGAGAACACUGCAAUUCCGUGCGCGGCAAGAUACCCCUUUGGCUGAAACGCUUAGAUUAGCCUUUAACGAUGAGAACACAGGAGAUCUAUGCUUUAAAGUAGGCGGAAAUUCCAUUUGGGUGCAUAAAGCUAUUCUGAAAAUUCGUUGCCAAUAUUAUCGUGCAAUGUUUCAGCACCCGUGGGCAGAGGCAAAUCAAGAGACAGUAGAGAUAGAGCAGUUUUCGUAUCCAGUAUACUAUUGCUUCCUUAAAUAUUUAUAUACCGACGAGGUGGACCUGCCUGUGAAUGAAGCGCUAGGCUUAUUGGAUUUGGCGAAUGCGUACUGCGAAACAGAAUUAAAGUCCCGCUGCCAGCACCUCAUCCGUCAAAGCGUUAACAUCGAGAACGUAGCGGUUUUAUUCGAAACUGGUUUGAAGUAUGAAGCACAGGACCUUGAAGAAUAUUGUUUACGAUUCGCCGUUCAUCAUUUAACAGCUGUCGUCCAAACUGAAACAUUUUUAAAAUUAGAAGAAGCCACAAUUAAACAAUUCAUCGUCCGCGUCGGUCGUAUGGGGGCUUUUCGCUACUAAUGCCGAUAUUGCAAUCGUUUCUUUACGGCAAUUUAGGAUCAUAAGUAUUACAAUAAGUUUUGUGUGAUCCCUUUCGUUGAUAAUCUCUAUAAUAGCGCUCUCUUCGUUUCGGAAAUCAAUUGCGACUCACUUUUCAAACAGACAGCAAAGUGCAAGCAGAUUGGGUUUCCUGUGAUAAAUAUUUGUGUUAUAUGUACUUAAAAAAUAUUCGAAUCUGUAAAAUUAUACGUAUUCUUCAAUCAUACUGUC